Molecule: messenger RNA, 2729 nt
Organism: Mustela lutreola (European mink)
Lineage: Eukaryota; Metazoa; Chordata; Mammalia; Carnivora; Mustelidae
Gene: ACOX3
Product: acyl-CoA oxidase 3, pristanoyl
Exons: 18
Coding region: 174-2273 (699 amino acids)
Biological process (GO): fatty acid beta-oxidation using acyl-CoA oxidase; lipid homeostasis
Cellular component (GO): peroxisome
Molecular function (GO): fatty acid binding; FAD binding; pristanoyl-CoA oxidase activity
Source: RefSeq, a predicted model, not a curated record
GGACGGUGGCCGGGAGGCGUGCGGCGCUGUCAACCUGCCUAUCUGGGCGGUGCUCGCCUUUGGAUGUCUGUCUUGCCCCAGAGGACAUUCGUCGGGCGUCUGCUGUGUGCGCUGGACGGUGUGGGGACCCAGCGACCAGGAGGGACGGCGAAAUUCAAGGCUGAUACCCCAAGAUGGCGCCCCCAUCAGAAGGUGGCGCUGACGCCUUGCUGCCAGAUCUCCCCAAGGGGCCCCUGCAGGCCUACCGCUCCCGCGCCUCCUUCUGCUGGAAGGAGCUGGCGCUGUUCCUGGAAGGCGAGGACGUGCUGCGUCUGAAGAAGACCAUCUUCUCGACUUUGGAGAAUGACCCGCUCUUUGCUCAUUUGGGGGAAGAGCUGUGCCUGGAGAAGUGCCGGGAGCUGAACUUCCUCCGUUGCCAGCGCCUCUUGGAGCUUAGCUUCCUCUCCAUGGAAGACAUGGUGGCGAGCCCCCUGUUGGUCCAGACGCUCAUCGCCAGUCUGGGCAUGUAUGACUGGUCCCUGGGCAUCAAGUUCUUGCUGCACAUGCUGACUUUUGGAUCAGCGAUUUACAGCUCUGGUUCUGAAAGACAUUUAAAAUACCUUCCAAAGAUCUUCAACAUGGAGAUUUUCGGCUGCUUUGCGGUGACCGAGCUCAGUCAUGGCAGUAAUGCCAAGGCCGUCCGAACAACAGCUCACUAUGACCCCACAACUGAGGAAUUCAUCAUACAUACCCCUGACUUUGAAGCUGCCAAAUUCUGGGUUGGCAACAUGGGCAAGACGGCGACACACGCCGUGGUGUUCGCUCAGCUGUACACGCCAGGGGGCCAGUGCCACGGCCUGCAUUCCUUCGUGGUGCAGAUUCGGGACCCCAAGACUCUUCUUCCCAUGCCGGGGGUGAUGGUUGGCGACAUGGGGAAGAAGCUGGGGCUGAACGGUGUGGACAAUGGAUUUGCCAUGUUCCACAAAGUUCGAAUUCCUCGCCAAGACCUCCUGAACCGGACUGGAGACGUCACCCCUGAGGGUACCUAUGUCACGCCCUUUAAGGACGACAAACAGCGUUUCGGGGCGUCCCUGGGCACCUUGUCCUUCGGCCGGGUCACCAUCGUGGGCAUGUCCAUUGUGAACUUAAAGUUGGCUGUCUCCAUCGCGCUCCGUUUCUCAGCCACCCGCUGUCAGUUUGGGCCCACAGAUGGGGAGGAAGUCCCGGUGCUCGAGUAUCAGAUGCAGCAGUGGCGCUUGCUUCCCUAUCUGGCCGCCAUCUACGCCUUGGACCACUUCUCGAAAUUGCUCUUCCUGGACCUGGCAGAACUGCAGCAAGGCCUCGCGGGGACUGACCACAGUGCCAGGCAGGCCGAGCUCGGACGUGAGAUCCACGCCUUGGCGUCGGCGGGCAAGCCACUGGCCUCAUGGACCGCCCAGCGGGGAAUUCAGGAAUGCCGGGAGGCAUGUGGAGGACAUGGCUAUCUGGCUGUGAACCGGCUGGGUGACCUCCGGAAUGACAAUGACCCUAACUGCACGUACGAAGGGGACAACAACGUCCUGCUACAGCAGACCAGCAGCUACCUGCUCAGCCUGCUGGCUCGCCACAUCCAAGGUGGUGCUCGCAUCGAGAGCCCUCUGAGGACAGUGGACUUUCUGGAAGCCUACCGCGAUAUCCUUGGUCGGAGGUUCACAUGCCCGAGCGUCGACAGCUGCUUGGACUCUGCAGUCCCCCUGGCGGCGUACGAGUGGUUGGUUUGUUACCUGCUCCGUGAGAGUCAUCAGAAAUUAAUGCAGGAGAAAAGAUCAGGAAGCAAUGACUUUGAAGCAAGAAACAACAGUCAGGUGUACUACUGCCGUCCCCUGGCCCUCGCAUUCCUGGAGCUCACUGUGGUGCGGCGGUUCCACGAGUACACACACCAGCCCCACGUGCCGCCUGGGCUGCGGGCCGUGCUGGGCCGCCUCAGUGCCCUCUACGCCCUGUGGUCCCUGAGCCAGCACACAGCCCUGCUCUACCAAGGUGGCUAUUUCUCUGGUGAGCGAGCUGGUAAAAUGAUCCAGAAUGCCAUCCUGGAACUGUGCUCAAAGCUGAAAGACGAUGCUGUUGCCCUGGUGGACGUGAUCGCCCCUCCCGACUUUGUCCUAGACUCACCGAUUGGCAGAGCCGACGGCGAGCUCUAUAAAAACCUCUGGACUGCUGUCCUUCUGGAAAGCAAAGUGCUGGAGAGGCCAUCGUGGUGGGCGGAGUUUUCCAUCAGGAAGCCCAGCAUGGGAAAUUUGAAACCAAAGCUAUAGUCACAUCACACACUCAGCUGAAUCUAAGUGAGCUGAUCCUGCUGGCAAAGACGGUGACCUCAAAUCCUAGUUCCAUAUGAUGCUGGAAACACCGCUGCUUUCUGAACAUACCCGUACUCGUCCUGCACUGGCCUCUCCCCCCACCGCCCGGGGACGGCUCCCCAACACGGUGCCGGGAGGACGCCUCUGCCAGAUUUGCUGUGUGCAGAGAAAAUCCAUGUGAUCACCUCUCUUCCUGAUGGUCUGUUUUUUUGGUAAUGAGGACAUCGCACAUGCUGUGUUCACAUGCCCGAGAGGAGGCCGCGUGCUCAUAAUCAGGGCAUUUCUGGGCCAAUGGUCUUCCGCCUCCUGAGACUUCUUACAAAGCUCUGCUUCACUAAGUGCUUAAUAAUGCCAAUCUGAUUCUUUGUUAACUGGUUUGACUUUAUCAUGGAAUUAAAUCCUAUUUUAAGCUUA